GUUUAACUCAGAGGCUCAUGGUUCACCUAGAAUGCUUCCAGCCUCGCUGAUUCAUUCCGAGGUUUGGCUGCAUCAAGCACACCUGUUUCAGCCAUUUCUGUUCCAACCAUUGCCACCACAAUGGCUGGCACAGCGCGGUCCGCUCAGCGCCUAUCACGGGCUUUCCACAUAACCCUUCAAUCUCCACCGAUCUUUUCCCAUCUGAGCGGAUUUCGUCCGCUUAUCGAUUUCGUUAGUCCAGGCGAGGCCGUGAAUGCUCCCGAGACGCGUCUGAACUCCGAGCUGCUUGACACAAACCACCGCUCCGGCUUGAGCCGAGCGCACUCAGACGCGUCGACCUUAAUUUUACUCAACCGUAUUCGCGCUCAGGAGCAUCUAUGGCGCGUUCGCGCGGACGCUGCGCGAGUGCUCGUCUCGCGGUGUGCACCGAGCAGCGCCGCUGCCAGUGGUGCCUCCGCUGGGUUGCACUGGCGCGCGGGCGCAAGCGGAAGGGUAGGCGGCGGGGGAUUUCCGCGCGGAUGGGCGGAGCUGCACCGGGUGGGAUUCGCGUGGGGGGAGCCGCGCAGAUUUCUGCACAAGAUUGCGGUGGAAGAGGAGACGGGGGAAGGGGGAAGGGGAAGGGGGAAGGGGAAGGGGGAAGGGGGAAGGAAGGGGGAAGGAAGGGGGAAGGAAGGGGGAAGGAAGGGGGAAGGAAGGGGGAAGGAAGGGGAAGGAAGGGGGAAGGAAGGGGGAAGGAAGGGGGAAGGAAGGGGGGAAGGGGGAAGGAAGGGGGGGAAGGGAAGGGGGAAGGAGGGGGAAGGGAGGGGGAAGGGGGGGAAGGGAGGGGGAAGGGAGGGGGAAGGGAGGGGGAAGGAGGAAGGGGAAGGGGGAAGGGAGGGGGAAGGGAGGGGGAAGGGAGGGGGAAGGGAGGGGGAAGGGAGGGAAGGGAGGGGGAAGGGAGGGAAGGGAGGGGAAGGGAGGGGAAGGGAGGGGGAAGGAGGGAAGGAGGGGGAAGGGAGGGGAAGGGAGGGGAAGGGAGGGGGAAGGGAGGGGGAAGGGAGGGGGGAAGGGAGGGGGAAGGGGGGGGGGGGGGGGAGGGGGAAGGGAGGGGGAAGGAGGGGGAAGGAGGGGAAGGGAGGGGGAAGGGGGGGAGAGGGGAAGGGAGGGGGAAGGGAGGGGAAGGGAGGGGGAAGGGAGGGGGAAGGGAGGGGGAAGGGAGGGGAAGGGAGGGGGAAGGGAGGGGAGGGAGGGGGAAGGGAGGGGGAAGGGAGGGGGAAGGGAGGGGAAGGGAGGGAAGGGAGGGGGAAGGAAGGGGAAGGAAGGGGAAAGGGGGAAGGGAAGGAAGGGGGAAGGGGGAAGGGGAAGGGGGAAGGGGGAAGGGGAAGGGAGAAGGGGGGGACGAGAUAGACGAAUUUGCGGUGGAAGAGGCGAAGCCUGCACACAAGUACCGCAUGACAGCAGCAGUGGAAGGGGGCUUCUCGUUUACCAGUGACUUGGCCCCGACCAAUGGUGUUGGGGGCACAGCACCCACCCCCAUGGACUAUGCAGCGGCAGCAGUUGCCAUGUGCACAGCCACCACUGUCAGAUUAUACGCGGACGGAAGCAGUGGUCUCUGACUCACAUCGCUGUUACGGUGGAACCAACCACCCCGUUACCUCUUUUGAGAUGUUUCAAAAAUCGUAAGCAGCUGCCUCUAACUCACAUCGCUGUUUUGAGGCGCCUCAAAGCUAGAAUCGGAAGCAGCGGCGUCUGACUCGCAUCGCUGUUACAGUGGAACCAACCAC
Messenger RNA from Closterium sp. NIES-67, 1763 nucleotides. NCBI's taxonomy places the organism in Eukaryota, Viridiplantae, Streptophyta, Zygnematophyceae, Desmidiales, Closteriaceae. The record is from the annotation of a GenBank genome assembly.